AUGGCUCCCUUUUCCAUCCAAGGCAAGACUGCGGUGGUCACCGGCGCAGGGUCAGGAAUUAACCUGGCUUUUGCCCAACUCCUCCUCAGCAAAGGCUGCAAUGUCGUUUUUGCCGACAUCAGGCUGCGCCCAGAGGCCCAAGAUCUGCUGGGCAAGCACAACGGCGCCGGCGACGGCCCCCGCGCCGCCUUUGUCGAGACGGACGUGACCGCGUGGGAGGAUCUCCGAAACAUGCUCGACUAUGCCGUGUCGGAGUUUGGCAGCUUCGACAUUGUGUGCCCCGGCGCGGGCGUCUUUGAGCCGCCCACGUCCAGCUUCUGGCACCCGCCAGGUUCCAUCACCAGCCGCGACUUUGUCGAGGCCAACCACUACACGUCGCUGGACAUUAACCUCACGCACCCAAUCCGCGCGACGCAGCUGGCCCUGCAGCACUGGCUGGCGCCGGAGAAUGCGGCCCAGCAGACGCCCAAUGCGCCCAAGCGCGUGGUCAACAUUGCCUCCAUUGCCGGCUACACGCCCGUCUUCAACUGUCCCCUCUACGCGGCGGCCAAGUUUGGCGUCGUCGGGUUCACGCGCUCCCUCGCACGGCUGGAUGCCGAGGUGGGCAUCCGUGUGAGCGCCGUGGCGCCAGGCCCCGUGAGCACGCCGAUGAUCUCUGAGCAUCCGGACAAGGAGAACCUCGUCGACGUUAACAAGGACGCCCUGGCGACUCCGCAAGAGGUGGCGGAGGGGAUGCUGCUGCUGGUCGAGUCGGAGGACUACGCUGGCGGUACCAUCCUAGAGAUUGUGGCCAGUUCUACUAGGAAGGUGUCGGUAUGGAACGACCCCGGCCCGAGCACGGGACCGCGCGCGGGGACAAGCUUGUCGAACAUGAAGAAUGCUGCGGAGAAUGUCGCAAAGAGCCUGAAGAACGGGACAUGGCAGACUGACUAG
Molecule: messenger RNA, 933 nt
Organism: Akanthomyces muscarius
Lineage: Eukaryota; Fungi; Ascomycota; Sordariomycetes; Hypocreales; Cordycipitaceae
Exons: 2
Coding region: 1-933 (310 amino acids)
Cellular component (GO): cytoplasm
Molecular function (GO): oxidoreductase activity, acting on the CH-OH group of donors, NAD or NADP as acceptor
Source: RefSeq, a predicted model, not a curated record